UUAUUUUAGAAUGUUGGUACUUUCCUCACGUUUACACGUGUGAAACAUCAUUCGUUCCUACUUGUACAGUAGUUACUUCUACAUAUAAAAUAAAUUUGUGUAUGGAUUGUACAUAAAUACAAACUUGUUAAGUUAUGACAUUGCUUUUUUGAUAUUUAUAUAUCAGUUUUUGUGUAACAAUCUAUACAUAUAUAUAUAUAUAUAUAUAGUUAUUAUAAACUGUAUAAGAAUUCAUAAUGCACGGUCGUGUUAAAGUACGCACAACUGCUGAACAAGAGGAAAUAAAAAAGAAAGAAAGAGCAAAAAAAUUAGUUCACUAUAGAACUGCUAUGACAGAGAUAUUUAGAAAGAGAGAAAAUAAAAUAUGGGACGACGAAUUGUUAUUAUUAACGGAGAAAAUCCUUUUACAAAAUCCAGAUGUUUAUACAUUAUGGAAUAUACGUCGUGAAGUAUUUCAAAAUAAUAAAAACAUUUGGAACGAAGAAGAGUAUACAAGUAUGCUUGAAAAAGAAUUAACAUUGAGUGAGAAUUGUUUAAAAAAUAAUCCAAAGUCAUAUAGUGUGUGGCAUCAAAGAUGGUGGGUAAUGGAACACAUACAAAAACCUGAUUGGGAAAAAGAAUUAACAUUAUGUACAAAAUGUCUUAAUCUUGAUGAAAGAAAUUUUCAUUGCUGGGAUUAUAGACAAUAUGUGGUAGAGAAAGCAGGAAUAUCUGAUCAUGCAGAAUAUGAAUUUUCUACUACGAAAAUAUUAAAUAAUUUUUCUAAUUACUCGUCGUGGCAUUAUAGAAGUAAAAUUUUAACAAAAUUAUUUUAUAAUGACUCCGAAGAAACACCGGUUAUGCAACAAAAACGGGAAGAAGAACUUGAACUCGUGAUGAAUGCAACAUUUACGGAUCCUAAUGACUCCAGUGCAUGGUUUUAUCAAAGAUGGCUUUUAGAUAAUUAUAAACCUAAAUCUCAUAGUAUAUUAUGGAGAUCUCGUGUUACAAAAGACAUGGUCACUGCUGUAUUUAAUAGCGAUAUAUCUGGUGAAUCUGAAAAUAUUUCAUUAUUUGUAGAUAAUAAUAAAAUAGAUAUUCAAUGGAAAUCAUACAGAGAAAAAAUAUUUUCUAAAGUAUGGACUGGAAUUUUGUCUACUUCGUUAGAGAAUUUAAGUGAAUUAGAAAAUGUUUAUAUAAAUAUAAAUGAUAAAAAUUAUCAAUUAUAUUACUCGCAAAAGGAAUUUGCAUGGAUAUAUAAAUCUGAUUCAUUGAUAAUUAAUGAGAAUCAUAACAAGGAACAAUUAAAUGAACAAUUAGAAAGUUACAAGCAAUUAGCAAAAAUGGAACCAAAUAACAAAUGGGCUAUAUUAAUUGGUAUCUUUCUUAUGAAAAAAAUUGAUUUUAUUAAUUUUAAUAAUAUUAUAUUAGAAGAUCUAAAUACAUUAUCGCGUAUUGAUUUUCUACGUUCAAAUUAUUAUAAGGAUUUACGUAGUAAAUAUUUAUUGGAAUAUACAUUUAAAAAAAUAUGGGAAGAAGAAAAUGAUUCAGAAAUCCAAACAAAAAUUGAUUUAUCUGGAUUAAAUUUAACAAUGCUUCACAAUAGUCAUUAUUUCACAUUUUUUGAAGAAGUAAAUCUUAGUGCCAAUAAUUUAGAAACAUCGUUGAAUCAACUCUCAAGUUUUCAAUAUUGUAAAAAAUUAUCAUUGUCUAGUAAUCAGAUAAAGUCUUUGAAACAUUUUCCUACAUUAAAAAAUCUAGAAUUCUUAUCUUUACGGAAUAACGAAAUAUCAGAUAUAAAUGAAAUAUCAGAUCUCAUAAAAAGGCACAAUUUAAUGAAAUUAGAUUUAAGGGAUAAUCCUAUUUACGAUUUGUAUAAAAAUGAUCUUGGCAUCGCUAAAGUUAUUCAAACAAACGUGAUAUUGAUUUGAAAAUAUUAUAAAAUUGAAAAUAUCGCGGUUUAAUACAAAAUUGUAUUUCUUAAAAUUAUUUAUGUACACAUACAUACAUAAGCACACACACACACACACACACACACAUAUGU
Molecule: messenger RNA, 2023 nt
Organism: Vespa velutina
Lineage: Eukaryota; Metazoa; Arthropoda; Insecta; Hymenoptera; Vespidae
Gene: RabGGTa
Product: geranylgeranyl transferase type-2 subunit alpha
Exons: 7
Coding region: 237-1910 (557 amino acids)
Biological process (GO): protein geranylgeranylation
Cellular component (GO): cytoplasm; Rab-protein geranylgeranyltransferase complex
Molecular function (GO): protein binding; Rab geranylgeranyltransferase activity
Source: RefSeq, a predicted model, not a curated record